Molecule: messenger RNA, 3661 nt
Organism: Cygnus atratus (black swan)
Lineage: Eukaryota; Metazoa; Chordata; Aves; Anseriformes; Anatidae
Gene: MCCC1
Product: methylcrotonyl-CoA carboxylase subunit 1
Exons: 19
Coding region: 52-2184 (710 amino acids)
Cellular component (GO): mitochondrion
Molecular function (GO): metal ion binding; methylcrotonoyl-CoA carboxylase activity; ATP binding
Source: RefSeq, a predicted model, not a curated record
GGCCGGCCCGGCGCGCACACCCCCGCCCCGCCGGCCUCCGCGCUCGCCAACAUGGCGCUGGUGCGGGGACGCCGCUGCCUCUGGGCGCUGCAGCGUCAGCAAUGGAACCCAGCACAAAGAUUUGUGAGAUGCGUCUCCUCGACAGUGGGAGGUCACAACAUAGGGAAGAUUCUUAUUGCAAACCGAGGAGAAAUUGCAUGCAGAGUGAUGCGAACAGCAAAGAAAAUGGGUGUGAAGUCUGUAGCAGUUUACAGUGAAGCAGACAAGAAUUCCAUGCAUGUAGCAAUGGCAGAUGAAGCAUAUUGCAUUGGUCCUGCACCCUCACAGCAGAGUUACUUGUCCAUGGAGAAAAUCAUAAAGGUGGCCAAGGCCUCAGCGGUACAGGCUAUUCAUCCAGGUUAUGGUUUCCUCUCAGAAAACACAGAGUUUGCAGAGUUGUGCAAGCAAGAGGGAAUCAUCUUCAUAGGUCCGCCUUCAUCUGCUAUCAGAGAUAUGGGUAUUAAGAGCACUUCCAAAGCUAUAAUGUCUGCUGCUGGCGUUCCUGUUGUUGAAGGUUAUCAUGGAGAAGAUCAAUCAGAUGAAUGUCUAAAAGACCAUGCCAAGAGAAUAGGAUAUCCAGUAAUGAUUAAAGCUGUUCGCGGAGGUGGAGGAAAGGGCAUGAGAAUUGCUCAUUCAGAAAAGGAGUUUCUGGACCAACUAGAAUCAGCAAGGAGAGAAGCAAAGAAGUCUUUCAAUGACGAUGCAAUGCUGAUUGAGAAAUUUGUAGAUAAUCCAAGGCACGUUGAAGUCCAAGUGUUUGGUGACCAGCAUGGCAAUGCGGUCUAUUUGUUUGAAAGGGACUGCAGCGUGCAAAGAAGACAUCAGAAGAUCAUUGAAGAGGCACCAGGGCCAGGAAUUAAUCCUCAAGUUCGAAAGAGACUUGGAGAAGCUGCUGUCAAAGCAGCUAAAGCAGUGAAUUACGUAGGAGCAGGAACAGUGGAGUUUAUUAUGGACUCCCAGCAUAACUUUUACUUCAUGGAGAUGAAUACCAGACUGCAAGUAGAGCACCCUGUUACAGAGAUGAUCACUGGAACAGACUUGGUGGAGUGGCAGCUUAGGGUUGCAGCUGGAGAGAAGAUUCCCCUAAAGCAGGAAGAGAUUCUGCUCCGAGGCCAUGCAUUUGAAGCUAGAAUAUAUGCUGAAGACCCUAAUAAUAACUUCAUGCCAGGGGCUGGGCCAUUGUUGCACUUGUCCACCCCACCACCCGAUAAUUUCACCCGGAUAGAAACUGGAGUCAGACAAGGUGAUGAGGUUUCUGUUCAUUAUGAUCCAAUGAUUGCAAAGUUAGUUGUUUGGGCUGAGGAUCGUCAAGCAGCACUGAGAAAGUUGCAAUACAGCUUGCAUCAAUAUAACAUUGUAGGAUUAAGCACUAAUAUUGAUUUCUUACUGAGCCUGUCAGGACACCCACAGUUUGAGGCUGGAAAUGUGCACACUAAUUUCAUUCCUCAACACCAUGAUGAACUGUUUCCAGCCAAAAAGGCAACGCGACAUGAAGUUGUGUGUCAGGCAGCUCUGGGACUCAUACUGAAAGAGAAAAUGGCAACAGAUGCUUUUAGAGAUCAGUCAGGUGAUAAAUUCUCACCAUUUGCAUCCAGCACUGGUAGAAGAAUAAAUAUAUGCUAUACUAGAAAACUGUCUCUGCUGGAUGGGGAAAAUAUUGUGGAUGUAGCUGUAAGUUACGGUAAAGAAGGAUCAUACACCAUGCAGAUUGAAGAUAAAAUGUUCGUGAUUUCUGGAGAGAUCUUCAAUGAAGGUGAUUCAGUUUACUUGAGGUCUUCAGUAAAUGGAACAGUGUGCAAGUCCAAAUUGGUCAUUUUGGACAACACCAUUUAUCUCUUCUCUCCGGAAGGUAGUGCUCAGAUUGGCCUUCCCGUACCCAAGUACUUAUCUGCAGUGAGCUCAGCAGGGAUGCAAGGUGGUGCCGUAGCACCCAUGACGGGCACAGUUGAAAAGGUGUUUGUGAAAGCAGGGGAUGAGGUUCAGAUUGGAGACCCUCUAAUGGUUAUGAUAGCUAUGAAAAUGGAGCAUACCAUAAGGGCUCCAAAGGCAGGAGUGAUAAAAAAGGUUCAUUUCCAAGAAGGUGCCCAGGCCAAUAGACAUGCUCCGCUAGUUGAAUUCGUGGAUGAAGAGGCUGAAUCAAAAUAAAAUUCAAGGAAGGUGCAUUUUAUUUUUCCUACUUUGCUGAUAUUCUCUCAGGAGAAGUUUUCUUCACAUUUUCAGCAAACUGUUUUGUAUAAUGGAUUGAGGAAUUGGUUUCCUCUGCACUCCCUGCAUAGUUGUACUGUAAAUUAUGCUGACUUCACUGAAAUCUUGGAUAUCACUAUACUUUAAUCGUGUAUAUAACUUGUGGACCUACAUGAUUGUUGUUCAGUGAUUGUGUUUGCCUGUGUAAAGGCAUUAGACUGGGAAAAGAUAUGGACCGCCUUAAGGAUACGAGAGGUUAGUAAGGACUGUACGUUAUGGAUAGCUAGGGUUCUUCUGCCUACUUUUUCAUUCAAAGAUGCCUAUUUUCCCUGAGAUGUGAGAUUUCCUUCAUUUGAAGGAAAUCUGAAAGGUGAUAAUUACUUCACGAAUGAAUUUCUCAUGCAAAAUUCCUGUUUGUGGCCUUGUCCUUUUGCCCAAAUAGAGAAUUGAGGAUUGUUUGUAACCCAGGAUCCCUCUCAGUCAUUUUUGGUGCAUCUGUUUUCAUACUUACCUCAAUGAGCAGUGAAAAUUUGCAUUUCAAAAAUUGUUUUAAUAUACUUUGAAAUAUGCGAUAAAAAAAAUAAAAAUACAAAAUAACACUUGCUACACUAAUCACAGUUGGAAUGUGACUGCUUUCCAAAGGUAAUAUUUGAUCUUUAAACAUGAAGCAGUAGCACAGAAAGAUGAUAAGCUUGUUUAAUACUUGGAAAUUGUGCCAAAAUAAAAUACUGACUUCAAAAUCCUCAUUACUUUUCUCAUAUUGUUCAUGUUCAAAUAUGUUGCUUACUGGCUGGAGUGAAGUAGCAAGAUCUUUAUAAUAACAUGAAAUAUAACUGAGAAUAAUAUACCUUUUUGCAUCUGUAGUGUUGCAAAAGAGAAAAUUGAUAGGUUUUUGAUAUUUAAAGAAAAUAUUUCUCAGACAGCAUGCUGAUGGUUUACCAUUUUUUUUUAACUUGUUUAAAAACUGUCGCAAAGAUAAGGGAACAGAGAAGUAAAAAAAAAAAUAAAAAUCAAUGGAAUGUUUCAAUUGCUACAAACUUGUUGCUUGCAAAAUUUUGGUUAAGGUGGAGUUCUGCUGGUCAUAUGGACUUCUGUUACAUUGAUACUGCACAAAGGAACAAAUAGGUGCUGCAGUGAUCCCAAACUCCUAGUUAUAUCUGUGCAAAUAAAUCCUUAUUUCAGAGUUAAUAUACAAUGUCUUGGGCAAUUUUCUGCUCGGAUUCUGUAACUGUGCAGCCUUACCUGCAAUGCAGACAAAAAUUGUAAAAACUGAAAUGUGUCUAGAUGGUCUGUAUAUUAAAAGCAUAAGAAUACUACUUUUCAAUUUUCCUGGUAAUCCAGUGGCCACUUUACAAAAAGUAAAAUCAAAUGAUCGUCUUGUAGAGGAUUGUCACGGUGAUUUUUUAUUUACCGCCAAAUAAAAAUUAAGCUGGAUUUG